Punica granatum (pomegranate) is the source of this 2277-nucleotide messenger RNA. The record is from RefSeq and is a predicted model, not a curated record. Lineage: Eukaryota; Viridiplantae; Streptophyta; Magnoliopsida; Myrtales; Lythraceae.
CGAAGGAUGACCCAACCGUCGAUGCCAAAUGCCGUCAUCACGGUCUCUGCUAAUUUGCAACCCGUGAACCAUUGAUGACGCCACUGUCUCCAGGGAGCUGGAAGAAUGGACCUGCGCUUGGAGAAAACCAAGAAAUUGAAAAUCGGCAACUUCCACUGAAUGCCAGCAGCUAAAGUCCAGCAGAAAGUAGUCAUCUUCGUUACAUCACCACGAAAAUGAAAUCUUCCCUUUUUCUUCACUGUCCCAUCGAUUGGACAGCCCCAUCUCAACCACUCUGGCCUGGCCCCCUUGUCUCCAAUCCGAAGAUAUCCAGUAUAAUAAUCUUCGGCAUUCCAGAUAUUGCUGUACAUGUUUAGUAUGGGUUGUCUGUGAUACGGAGUAAUAAAGUUCUCAUAACAGAAACGGAAAGUUCUGCAGGAGAAAGGAGUGUGUGUAUGUCAGAGGAACUUGCAGAAAGUUGGAGCCUUUUCAUUGUUCAUUUGUUCUUCUGUGAGAAACUUGCAGAAGUUUUCAGCUCUUCAGCCAACAGAGAGAGAGAGAGAUGUGGAAGCUCUGCAGGUUUUUGUUGUUCAUGGUGAGCUUUAGAGUGGGACAAGUGUCAGGGGCAGAUAAGUAUAGCCGGCAUGACUUCCCUCCCGGGUUUGUGUUCGGGGCUGGAACCUCUGCUUAUCAGGUCGAAGGUGCAGCAGAAGAAGACGGGAGGACUCCGAGUAUAUUCGACACUUACGCCCAUUCAGGGAUCACACGAGGAGCCAAUGGAGAUGUUGCAUGCGAUCAGUAUCACAAAUAUAAGGAAGAUGUCCAACUCAUGGCUGAGAUGGGAUUAGAAGCAUACAGAUUUUCGAUCUCGUGGUCGAGACUCAUACCGAAUGGAAGAGGACAGGUCAACCCGAAGGGCUUGCAGUAUUACAAUAACCUCAUCAACGAGCUAAUCAGCCAUGGGAUAGAGCCUCACGUGACAUUACACCACUCGGAUCACCCACAGGCAUUGGAAGACGAAUAUGGGGGGUGGAUAAGUCGAAGGGUGGUGAGGGACUUCACAGCAUAUGCAGAUGUCUGCUUCAGAGAGUUCGGGGACAGAGUUCGGCACUGGACGACUUUCAAUGAGGCAAACGUAUUCGUGCAGGUUGGCUAUGAUUACGGCCUUAUGCCUCCUCAGCGGUGCUCAAGCCCAUUCGGGAUCCUGGACUGCCAAAAAGGAAACUCCUCAACAGAACCAUACUUGGCGGCUCAUAACAUCCUGCUAGGCCAUGCUUCGGCUGCAAGGUUGUAUCAGAAAAAAUACCGGCACAAGCAAAAGGGAUAUGUAGGGUUGAACCUUUUGGGCUUCCAUUUCACUCCUUUCACCAACACGACUGAAGACAUUGUUGCGACUCAGAGGGCGAACGAUUUUUAUCACGGAUGGUUUGCGGAUCCCCUCAUAUAUGGGGAUUAUCCUGAGACAAUGAAGAAGAUUGUGGGAUCGAGACUCCCUUCCUUCGAUCAAAUCGAGUCAAGACUGGUAAAAGGCUCGGCUGAUUUUUUGGCGAUAAACUUCUAUUUUGCAGAAAAAGUGAAGGACAGUCCCCAGAGUUUAGAGAUCCAACCAAAGGACUAUAAAGCCGACAUUGCAGUAGAAUUGGAUUGUACGCCCAAUAAGUUUGUUCCUUUUUUGUAUCCGGUCAAUCCAUGGGCUUUACAAGGCAUACUGGAAUACUUCAAACAGAAGUACGGGAAUCCACCCAUGUACAUCCACGAAAACGGUCAGCGGAUGCAGAGGAACUCGUCGUUGGAGGACUGGCCAAGAGUGAAAUGCCUGCAAGGAUACAUUGGUGCUGUUCUUGACAGUCUGAGGAACGGCUCGGACGUGAGAGGCUACUUUACGUGGUCCUUGCUAGACGUUUUCGAGCUUCUGGACGGAUACAACUCGGGUUUCGGUCUGUACUACGUCGAUCUUGAUGACCCCGACCUGAAGAGAUGCCCGAAGCUCUCCGCCCGAUGGUACUCCCACUUCCUGAAAGGGGGAAGCCAGGGACCGGGCUCGGGCAGCUUAAUCGAGCAAUUGCAGGAUAAUUCAUCGUCUGUUUCUCCCGAUCAUGGACUGAUCCAUUGAAUUCUUCUGCACUACUUGACCCUAUGUACGAUCGCAUAUUAGUCCAUGGAAGAGUUAUCGAGUUCACCCGACUGUCCCGACAUUACAAGUUAUCCCAUGUACCAGUUUCUUUAUGAAAUUUAUUAGAUGUGUUCGGGAAAUUCUUGCAUAACUUUCCGAAUAUAAGAGACCAUCGCUUUCAAUCA